Molecule: messenger RNA, 1523 nt
Organism: Coregonus clupeaformis (lake whitefish)
Lineage: Eukaryota; Metazoa; Chordata; Actinopteri; Salmoniformes; Salmonidae
Product: glyoxylate reductase/hydroxypyruvate reductase-like
Exons: 9
Coding region: 146-1111 (321 amino acids)
Cellular component (GO): cytosol
Molecular function (GO): hydroxypyruvate reductase [NAD(P)H] activity; glyoxylate reductase (NADPH) activity; NAD binding
Source: RefSeq, a predicted model, not a curated record
UCCUUGUUCAACAGUGUGCACACGUUGAAACGUCAUUGUGAACACUAAACAAUCCGCAAAUUUAGCUGCAUCUGUUGGGGGAUUCGGGUCCUUAUUUCAAGCAGUUCUUCUGACUUUUCUGUCCAUCGGAAGACGCACACAGAUCAUGAAAGUUUUCAUUACAAGACGCAUCCCACAGGAGGGAAUGAAGAUUCUGUCACAGGCUGGAGUAUGUAAAGUGUCACUGUGGGACUCUGAUGAGCCUGUUCCGAGGGCGGAGCUUCUGAAGGGCGUGGCGGGGGCCCAUGGGCUGCUGUGCCUCCUGUCGGACAAGAUCGACACUGAGGUUCUGGACGCAGCAGGUCCAAACCUGAAGGUUAUAAGUACCUUGUCUGUCGGAUUUGACCACAUGGCCAUGGAUGAGAUCAAGAAACGAGGGGUGCGUGUGGGCUACACUCCAGACGUCCUGACUGAUGCCACAGCGGAGCUGACCGUCGCCCUGCUCCUGGCCACAGCUCGGCGGCUACCAGAGGGAGUGGUGGAGGUUAAAAAUGGAGGCUGGAGCACCUGGAAACCUCUGUGGUUGUGUGGUUAUGGUCUGUCAGGCAGCACUGUCGGUGUCAUCGGACUGGGACGCAUAGGGAUGGCCAUUGCCAGGAGGCUGAAACCGUUUGGAGUGAAGAGGCUCCUGUACUCUGGAAGAACUGCCAAAUCCUAUGCUGCUGAGGUGGAGGGAGAAUACGUGCCCUUGGACACGCUGGUGUCUGAGAGUGAUUUUGUCGUGGUGUCCUGCGCCCUCACACCAGAGACCCAGGGCCUGUGUAACAAGGACUUCUUCAGCAAGAUGAAGAACACUGCUGUCUUCAUCAACACCAGCAGGGGUGCAGUGGUAAAUCAGGAGGAUCUGUACCAGGCUCUGUCCAGUGGUCAGAUAGCUUGUGCUGGGCUGGACGUCACAACCCCAGAACCACUCCCCACCAACCACCCCCUCCUCACCCUCAACAACUGUGUGGUCUUGCCCCACAUUGGCAGUGCUACCUACUCCACACGUGGCAUCAUGGCAGAGCUGGCCGCCAACAACCUGCUGGCAGGCCUACAGGACACAGACAUGCCCAGCGAACUCAAAUUCUAGUGCUGCUCUACAACUACUCAAUUCUGCCUCGGUCCUCCUAUUAGAAUGAUUUUUUCAUCACCCAAUCAGUAGUCAUUACCGGGGAAGGUAAAAGCCGUAAGUGACCAGGAAGGAAUCUGUGUUGAGUAUUGCAGUUCUAUUAAAGGAAAGAUUCACCCAUUUUGAAUGUUAUAUCAUUUUUGUGCAUCUCUGAGCGAUGUUCUAUCGAUUCCGGGGGUAAUUUCAUGUUUUCAUGUGUAUCUGAACUAUUCGCCGUUCAAGCAUGCAGAAAUACAGCCGGUAUGAUGUGUUUUGCAUCAUAGAAUACAGCAGGUAUGACGGGUUUUGCAUCAUAGAAUACAGCCGGUAUGAUGUGUUUUGCAUCAUAGAAUACAGCCGGUAUGAUGUGUUUUGCAUCAUAGAAUACAGCCGG